This is a messenger RNA of Malania oleifera, 3119 nucleotides long. RefSeq names its product ubiquitin-like-specific protease ESD4. The transcript is spliced from 7 exons. Gene Ontology annotation, cellular component: nucleus. Gene Ontology annotation, molecular function: deSUMOylase activity. The coding region runs from base 497 to 2101 and encodes 534 amino acids. Lineage: Eukaryota; Viridiplantae; Streptophyta; Magnoliopsida; Santalales; Ximeniaceae. The record is from RefSeq and is a predicted model, not a curated record. Gene Ontology annotation, biological process: protein desumoylation.
AAAAAGAAAAUGACUAAAAGAUCCUAAAUUGUCAAAAGAGCGAUGCGAGCGCCCUGAAUGAACCUGCCUGCAAAUCCCAAUUCCAAUAUCCCUCUCCCGCGGAAAUCCUCUCUCUCUCUCUCUCUCUCUCUCUGUCGAUGAAACUGAUGCUGUUCGCUUAGUUUCAGUUUUGCCGCCUCUUCUAUCUACGAGCGCGCACUGGGGAAUCAAAUUCAACCCUUUGGAUGCAUUACUACGGUCCAAGAGUCUCAAAUUCACGUCUCUGCUGAUCUUUGCCGAAUAUUCGUCUCCUUCGGUACUGGGUUUCUCCUCCUUCUUCAUUACAAAAACCCUAAUCUUAUAUUCAGUUUGUCGCGCCCCGGGCUUAAUGAGAACUGUUAUUUUGUCAUAAAACCCUAGUUUUGGAGUUUCACGUGGCAGUGAUUUCUUUCGGACAUGGUUUUUGUUAGAUGGGCUACUGGUUUAUGAGGUUCGCAGUGAUUAGGUUAAUCAAUCGAUGGGUGCCCUGACAAGCAACCGCAAGCGCGGCGACGAAUGUUUCACUUUGAAUCACGCGCACCCAUCUCUGUACUCCCCUCAUUCGAACUCUCGAAUUGAUCUUCACAUCUCGAAGAAGCCGAAAUUUUCAUCUAUGCAUCAGAGUCCGGACCGGCCUGUAUCAUCGAGAAGUACUGCUUUUAGACUCUAUAGAUAUCCAGAGCCCACACCGCAGUUGAGGAGGGAAGUUCAUGCGCCUUGUAGGGUUCUAAAAUUUGGAUUCUCUACGAGUUUGAGGAGAGAGCCGGGGUUGAGGACUAGUGGAGUUAGCGAAACUAAGAGGUCAGCUGACUUUAUGGGGAAUGCUCUGCGGAAUCAGUAUGAUUGGGCAAAACGCAACGCAUUGAGCACUUUACAGUAUUUCAGGAAAGAUAAGGAGGUGAUUGAGCUGGAAGAACCAGAAAAGGAUGCGGAUUCAGAAGAUUCUAGCAUGGAAGAGCUUCGAAUUGAUGAGGAUGGGCAAGAAGGAGAAGGUCGGUCAGUGGUUUCAGACCAGAAGUCUCGAGAGAAUAAUGGGAUUAUGGAAGCUAUGGGCAAAAUGAAUGGGAAGAUUGUGGAACGAAAAAUUCAGCCUUCAUCUUCUUCGGCAGUUACUGGAUUGACAAAUACAAAUGGUAAUUUGAAAGUGGACAAUGCAGGAAAAAUGCUUGAUUCAUUGUCAUUAAACCAUGAGGUGGAUGCACCUAGUGUGCCUCUGUAUGAAAAAUUGCAUGAGUCUGCAGAGCGGCGGAAUGCCAAGUUGAGGGAUUUGGAGUUUCUCAUUGAAGUAAAUGAGACCCGUCGUUCCUCACUUCAUUUAUUGCAUCCUGAGAAGAAGAAAGGGAAGGAUAUACCUCGUGAUGCUUUUGUUCCUCUUACAGAAGAGGAAGAGGAUGAGGUUUCUCGUGCUUUUUCUGCCAAGCGGAGGAGUGUCUUGGUCACUCACGAGAACUCUAAUAUUGCAAUUACAGGAGAAAUUUUUCAGUGUCUGAGACCAGGUGCAUGGUUGAAUGAUGAGGUCAUCAAUGUCUACCUUGAAUUACUGAAAGAGAGGGAAAGGAGGGAGCCUACAAAGUUUUUGAAAUGCCAUUUCUUCAGUACAUUCUUUUAUAAGAAGUUAAUAAGUGGGAGAAGUGGUUAUGAUUUUAAAUCUGUUAGAAGAUGGACUACCCAAAGGAAGUUGGGGUACAGCCUCAUGGAGUGUGACAAAAUCUUUGUUCCUAUUCACAAGGAGAUACAUUGGUGCUUAGCAGUUAUCAAUAAGAAGGAUGAGAAGUUCCAGUAUCUUGAUUCACUUAAAGGAGUGGAUACCCAUGUGCUGAAAGUAAUGGCUAGAUACAUUGUGGAUGAAGUGAAAGAAAAGAGUGGAGAAGACAUUGAUGUAAGUGCUUGGAAGCAUGAAUAUGUUGAAGACCUUCCUCCUCAGGAGAAUGGGUGUGUAAACUCUUCAUCUUUUGCCACCAGAUGCAUUUUCUUUUGGAAAUCACUGCACAUUCACAUGAAGAUCUCUCUUAUUUUGUUAAGAGAAUCUGUCUUGAAAAAGGCAUUUUCUUUUGCCAUAAGCUUAUCUUUAUGGCAAAAAUAGAUGAUAAUAUCUAGAGUGAUUUUUUUACUAAAAAAUCUCAUCAUUCCCUGUCUUUUUAAAAGAAUUACGUAGCUGUAAUGCUAUUUGAAUGCUAUCCGGUGAGCCUGGCUUCUUCCAGGAAUUGGUCUAAUUGAAAUUCAAUAUUUUAAGAUGCGACUGAAGUUAUGUUGUAUUGGGCUAUGAAAGAGGAAGAAUUAUAAUUAUAGUAAGUUGGCAAUAAGUUUAGAAUGUUUCAAGCAUCUAAUAGUGUGACAGUACUGGCAGGGUAACUAGUGACAGUCUGCUUAUAAGAAAAAAGUUUAACUCACGGUGGUAGAUUGAAUCUGGGAAGAUUGUUUCUGUUUGGAUUAAAAUUUUUUGAAUGUUUUCUGCAAUUCAAUUCAACAAAGCCUUAUUUCGAUUUCCAAAAAUGUUUAAAGGCCAGAGUUUUAUUUUGGCAUUGAGUUCUUUACAUAAUAAAGUUAUAGGCUGUUGUGUCUUUUCUUUAUUGUUCUUUUCCUUGUUAUUGUAUUGUAGCAUUGUCAAUCUUGUUCUUCCUCACUUCCAUAUAUUAUUGGCUGUUGUUCAGCUAUUGGUCUUUGGUGCCAUACCAUCUCAGAUAUUACUUUUUCCAACUUGAUUUAAUUUGUGAUACCUUUAAUGUCUCCUGUGUUUCUAUUCCUAGGUCUGCCUUUUCUCUAUGUAUGCUGUGAAAAUACAGUAGUUGACAGUCUGUUGUGUUUCAUACAGAUAAGUUGGUAGUGUGAGAAGGAGACAUCGCUGCAUUUACCAAAGUAAAAUAGCCAUCAAUGGAAAGCUUGAAACCCUUUUAUGUGUCAGAAUAUAAUUAUGCUCCUGUAAAUGACUACCAGAAAUAUUUGGACUUCUUUCUAUUAGGAUGCAGGAACUCCUUUUAAAUACAGUAGCCUGCAUGUAAUCCUAGUGGUGUUAGUGUGUAAUUAAUCAUUUGGCUGAAGUAAAAUAUUUUAUUUGAUAAAUAGAAAGGAAAUGAGUUGGAACCCUUUUUUAGUGCAUCUCA